CUAUGAUCACUGGUUUGUCAAUGUUUAUGUCAAAGAAAGUAAAAAUGUUUCAAUUUUUUUAAAAACCAAACUGGAAAUGGUGGCAUUUAGAUUGUCGGCAAUUAUUUUGCUGUUUUCAAAUUUAACACAUAUAAUAAAUGGUGCAACCCAUUGGGUUGUUACAGAAAAUGGCAAAAUAGAAGCGAAUUUUGACUCACCUUACAACAUUCGUAGACCUUAUGAUUUACUUGCGUUACUUGAACAGGAACAAAGACUAAAAGAAAUCAAUGCCCUUUAUUCAGAACUUCUCCAUAGUAAGAAAAACAUUGACCAAAAGUUAUUCAAACUGAAGGAUAUUUCAAAUAUUGGUAAUAAGCUUGAUGAUUACGAGUGCUUGACUAAGGGCAAAGCACUGAGCAAUGUUGACUUCUACUCUAGUAGAUCUAUGGAUGGAAAUAUCCUUAAGGAAAUACAGAUAUACUUAAAAGAAGAAUAUGAUGUCAAUGCUCAUAAAGAACCAGAUUGCGAAAGCUACAGUCCCCUAGAAUUUGGAAAGAUAUCUUUUGAUAAUUUGGAAAGCGUUAAGAACUAUGAAAAUAUCAGCCUCAUACCCGACAAGACGUUGGAAAAGUCUUUAGGAGUUUCUUCGAUUAAAGAUUUCGGUCAUGAAGUAUCCAAAGCCCUGGAAGAGAAUUCAACAUCAUGGGUACAUUAUAACUUAGCAUCCUUAUAUUGGAGGAUAAAAAAUGUAGGCCCCAAGGCUAUUCAGUGUAGUAGAAGAGCUAUUUAUUUUGCCUCACAUCAUUACCGUGACAUUCCUCUUCACAUGCUAGCCGGAGUUUUACACCAAGCACGUGAUUCGGAAGAUGCGGCUGAGCUACUUCUUGCAGCUAUUGACUUAGCUCCAGAUCAACCCAUACACCUUCUGGCUUUGGGCAACGUCUAUGCUUCCUUAGCGGAGUAUAAUAAAUCCAUCAUUUAUUACGAUAAAUACCUGAAAGUUCGUCCGGAUCAGGAUGUGAUCGCGAACAAAUAUGCUGCACUCUGCUUUUGGAAACUUGAAAAUGAUCUUUGGAAAUUGGAGAAUGAAGUAGCGGAUAUUCAGAAAUUUUUUCAAGGAAUUCUGAUGGAUCUUCAAAAUUACCAUGAUCGUCAGUCUUACUGGCUGAAGCUGCAUGAACGUUCCCUAUUGGAACAGGUUUCCUUCGAAAAACAGCUUGUCAGUUUGAAUACACAGGGUGCCCGAGGAACUCUCCAAUUGAAAUCCUUGAAUAAAAAAUGCGUUCAAGAAAUGAUGGAGAAUCCCGACAAGCUGAUAUCUUGCGACAUCACACAUUCGAACGAGUUGAACGAAUUCAAACAAUUCGACAUGGAGAGUCUGUUCAGUUUCAUCGAGAGCGAGACGCAGCAGAUCAACAGGUAUUUAGCGAAGGGAAAAGAGGAAAUACUAAAAACGAAAAUGGCUUCGGUUCCGUCGGAACCUGAAAAGGGGGAGAAAGAUAGCGAAAUGCCCUAUAUGCCAAAGAUCCCCGAUGAUUCAGGGCCUUUUUAUUUCGACGAUCCCCAGUGGCCGGAGAAGAGAGAUUGCCAAAAAUGGAAUUUACCGCUCAACGAGGUCGACAAUUUAUAUUUACCCGUGUACUUACCUUUGGAUAAUAAAGGUUACAAGGUUAAAGAUAUCCUUUCGUCACUGAUUGGUAUUCCGGAAAAUAUCGAACACGAAUUACCCUGGUAUCCGCCCAGUUGUGACGAUUGGGACAGUUCUGACCGUCAGUUGAUCCCUUCGUACGAGAAGGUGGUUUCCUCGGAGUUCAAAUCCAAUGAGCACUUGAGAAAUCAUCUUUUAGGUCAUGUGAAUGGCGGUAAAGCAGAGGAAGCCGAGAUAGGUCAAAGGAUCAUCACUGCCAUGGAGAAGAAAGUGGCCCCACCUUGGGUGUUAGGAACGUUGGCCAGUUUGUAUUGGAGAGUCAGGGGAAACCACAAGAAAGCCUUGACCUGUUUGGACUUCGCGUUGAGAAACGUGCAAAAACAAGAACCCACCGAGACGAUCUUGGUCUCCAUAGCUUCGGUAACUCACCAGUUGGGUUAUACGGACGACGCGAUUAAAUUCGCCGUUCAGGCGUUCCAACAGAGCGAGGCGGAACCCAGCACCAAUUUUCUGCUGGCGCUCCUGCAUUACAAGAAGAACAAACCGCUGAUGGCCCUGUACUAUCUCAAGAACACCCUGAGGGCGGAUAGGGGUUACUACGACGGACAGGCGGAAAAUUUGUUGAAAAUCUGGAGCUGUCGGUUGAAAUUGGGAGCGUUUCCGGAGGUUCAGAACAGUGUGAGGCAGAAAGUUGAUAAGACGUGCACUGAUAAGGCGGCGACGAAGGAAGAGGGUGGCGAGGGUGUUAUUUGCUCGCUGAAGGGUGAAAACUGUCGAACUGCCGCAGUACAGUGUUUUCGAAGGGAUUCUGUACCUGAUAGCGAUGUUGUCGCACGUAAAGACGAUCAGGGUUGCGUUAAACACCAAGGGACUAACGAUGGAUCAUCCCUUCAGUCGUUGCUGGUCGAUCAUUCUUUGACGGAUUCCGAUCAGCUCCUCAUGGAAGGUUCAGUUCAGGCUUUCCACAUGAAGAUAUCCCUAGGAGAUAACCUAGCCCCUAUCGUCGCACUGAUGGACGAUCCAAUACCUGACGUGUUGGUGCAAGUUUACGAAAAAUCCGGCACGUUGCUCUUAUCCCCCAUGAGGUGCCAACAGAUCAAAGAGGCCGAAUGGGUUUAUUUCACCUCCAUGUGGCAAUCUAUAGCUACCAGGAACGUCGACAUUGGAAACUAUCUCAAACCUCUCUCGAAACCCCUCAAAGAUGACAUGAAACCGUAUUGUUCCCGUUCCAUACCGUCAUCCCCUGCGACAAUGGACCACCUAACGACGAUGAUAUUAAAGAAUAGACUCCCUAAUUCCCCGGAAAAGGCUCUGUUGGAAUGGUUGGGACUCAUGGCGGGCGAUCAGAAAGCAUCUCUGAAGGAACUGGGAGCGAAAAUCAGCGUGGCUUUGAAAGAUAACGCGACAUCGUGGGUGUUGGCCAAUGCGGCAGGCUUGUUCUGGCGUAUAGUUGGAAAUACUGAGGAGGCUGUUAUAUGUCUGAGACAAGCGUUGCUGUAUGUCCCGCCCAAUAUGAGAGAUGUACCCCUCAUCAGUCUCGCGAACAUUCUUAAUAGGGUCGGAUUCCACAACGACGCCUUAGAAGCCGCUUACACCGCCAUCAAGAGUCAUCCGAAUUACGUUUUCAAUCAUUUCACAGCUGGGAAUAUCCACACGGCGAUGGGUGAUUUUGAGAAGGCCAUCUCGUUUUACCGCGCUUCCUUGGCUCUUGACGCCAACUUUGCACCAGCUCGAAACAGAUUGUUGGCCAUAUCCUGCAUGUUCCUCUACGAUGAAUCGGGAAGUUUGAGGGAGUUGACAGAACCGUCAGAAAAUUAAAUCGAACUUUCCCUUGAUAGGGGUGUAUUGACUGAUACUUUCUAGUUUUACUUUGCCGAAGAUUCUGGUAUCUGUGUUAACGUUGAAAAAUCUCGACAUAUUCUCGAAUUAAAGAAUCUGUAAUUUUUUUAAGGCUGUUUUGUAAGAGUACAAAUAAUUUAAAAGUGGGAUGGGGAGGUCCUAUGUUAGAAUUUCGCUCAUGAUUUGGAGAGAUAUCUCUUUUUUUUUAUUUUGUCGACUGCGAUUUAUAAUUUUGUCAUCCGAUUUUAUUUUAAGUUUCGUUUAUUCUAUGUACAAUUUACUAGUUUUUUUUUUGAAGAUUGACGAAGAUUCAAAUGGGCGAAAGUAAACUGCGAACAAUAUAGAUGCAUCGUUUCUCAUGUAGACAGAUUUAUUCAAACUCGGGAAUAAAAAAACUUAAAUGUUCGACUUUAUGGGUAUGUUCUGAACUUCACUCUCAACUUGUAGUGAACGAAAAAUAUCCAUGAAAUUUAUAGUUAGAAUUCUCUUAAUUCACGAGUAGAAAUCCUAUUGAGGUAGUUUUUGGAAGCAUUAUUUUCAACCACUGCAUAAGCUUCGAUAAUUGUCUGUAAAUGUAAAUGAUACCUAAUGAAUUAUUGAUGUUAUGAUAGAUUUGGAGCAAAAGAUGACUAUUUUAUUGAACAAAUAAACAAUUGAGCAUGAAAAA
This is a messenger RNA of Coccinella septempunctata (seven-spotted ladybird), 4133 nucleotides long. RefSeq names its product tetratricopeptide repeat protein 17. The transcript has 12 exons. The record is from RefSeq and is a predicted model, not a curated record. Bases 77 to 3445 code for a protein of 1122 amino acids. Gene Ontology annotation, cellular component: actin cytoskeleton; cytoplasm. Gene Ontology annotation, biological process: actin filament polymerization. Gene Ontology annotation, molecular function: protein binding. Lineage: Eukaryota; Metazoa; Arthropoda; Insecta; Coleoptera; Coccinellidae.